Messenger RNA from Drosophila busckii, 3576 nucleotides. RefSeq lists its product as uncharacterized. The record is from RefSeq and is a predicted model, not a curated record. The transcript is spliced from 3 exons. The coding region runs from base 506 to 2935 and encodes 809 amino acids. NCBI's taxonomy places the organism in Eukaryota, Metazoa, Arthropoda, Insecta, Diptera, Drosophilidae. Gene Ontology annotation, cellular component: nucleus. Gene Ontology annotation, molecular function: sequence-specific DNA binding; DNA-binding transcription factor activity, RNA polymerase II-specific. Gene Ontology annotation, biological process: regulation of transcription by RNA polymerase II.
AUUGCCAGAGUCUCGAAGUGAAAACGUCAAACGAAAAUAGAAAAAAACGCAAGUGUUGAUUUAAUUAUUAAACUAAUACAGCAAGCUAAGGGCAAAGCCUUAGCAACAGUGAAUAGCGCAUAUGAAAGACAUUAAGCCGCAUCCUGUGUAAAAAACAAUUUUAAAUCAAAAGCACACACACAUAGACAGACUACUACGACGCACACAUACAAACGUAUUCAAUUUGUGAUCUGUGCUGCGCCUCCUUUGCUCAUACACACACACACACACACACGCACGCAACACACCAAUACAGUUGAACGUCGCAGUUUUCACAGCUGCAACGCAAAUUAUAAAAAGGAGUUUGCAAAAUUUGUUGCACGUCGUGAAGUAAAAGAAAACUAAAUCGGAAAAGUGCUAAAAGAAAACUUAACAAAGAUGGAAAUAACACAGCAGCCAUUGAUUGGCAAGCUGCGCUACUAAGCGAGUAACGAGGAGCAAGAAACCGAAGAACAAAAGGCGGAUCAUGAGAAGCAUGUUCCGUCCGAUCAAAAAGAUCUUUACGUAUAUACAAAAAAAUGCAAGUAACGGCACAAUGUUUGGCAACGCAAGCACAUUAAAAGUGGAGGAGCAACAGCAGGAGCAGGCGCAGGAAGUACAAGAGCUGCAAGGGACGACGCCUUCGCCACCGCCACAGCACGCACAGGAAGAGGAUGACAUCGAGCGUCAAAUCAAGACAUCAAUAAUUGAUGCAAGCAAAGUGAAAGCAAAGUUGGUGCUGCCAUUGGAGCUGCAGCUGGAUGAUGAGCUGGCAGACUUUGCCGAAGAGCCCGUGAACGUUGUAGCUGCCGCCGCAGCGGAGGAAGAAGAGCUGGAUGAGCAGUUUCUGGAGCUAGAGAAUUUCCCGAAUAAUGAGAUUAUAGUGCUGGAAACAGAGCUCAAUUCGUCGCUAGCCUCGGACAAUGUAAGCGAAGAUCCGCUGGCCUUAGAGGAGGUUGAAGAGCAGCAGCUGGAAAGCACUGGCAAUUUGCUGUGGCUAGAGACGCCGCAAGCCAGCACAGGUACAACUACGGGCCAAGCGCAAGAGCUGAAGAAGAGCAAGGAGUUGGAGCUGCGCAGCGAUGGCGGCUCGGACUCGGGCUUGGGCAGUGAAAACGAUAGGCAAGCUAUUAAGCCGCUACGCUCGAAUCUUAAGCGUCGCCUGGAGGAUGAGCUGCCCGAGCUGAGCGGCGUUGAGCCGGAUGUCAGCGUGCAGAAGCGCGCCAAGCGCAGCAUAAACUUUGACAGCGUCAAAGUUUACUAUUUUCCACGUCAGCAAGGCUUCAGCUGUGUGCCCACCGUCGGCGGCUGCACGCUGGGCAUGGCGGCGCGUCAUAUAGCAUUCAAGACCAUGACGCUGGCGGAGCAUGCGGCCGAGCUGCGGCGCGCGCAUCGCAGUCAGCAGCAACAACAGCAGGAGCAGCAGCUGGGCAACAGCAAUAGCAGCGACGAUAGCGAAGAGUCUGAAGAGGAUUACUUGAGCGAAUGCAGCGGCAGCGAUGCCGACGAUGGUUCCAAUGGCUUCCUGCAGCCGGUGACGCCCAAGCAGCGACGUGCGCUGCUCAAAGCCGCUGGCGUGCGUAAAAUCGAUGCCAAUGAGAAGCGCGACUGCCGCGACAUACGCAACUCGCGUGAGGUUUGCGGCUGCUCCUGCCGCGAGUUUUGUGAUCCCGAAACCUGCGCCUGCAGUCAGGCGGGCAUCAAGUGUCAAGUGGAUCGCGCUAUGUUUCCUUGUGGCUGCUCGCGUGAAGCUUGCGGCAACACUGUGGGUCGCGUGGAGUUCAAUCCGACGCGUGUGCGCACGCAUUAUAUACACACGGUGAUGCGUCUGGAGCUGGAGCAGCGCCAGAGUCAGGGUGCGCCCAAUUUGGUAUAUGCCAGCUCCAGCUCAAAUGGCAACAGCUUGCCUGCGGCCAGCAGCAGUUCCACUGCUGGUUCUUCCUCCACCAGCUGUUACUUCAUGCAGCCGCAAUCCAACUAUAGCUCCGGCUAUGCCUCGCCAGCCUAUACGCCCGACUCCAGCGUUAGCUACUAUCAUCAGCAGCCACAGGCGCCGACCGCUGCCGUAACAGCAACUUCAGUUGCUGGUUUUGCCGCCAGCUACGCACCUAUGGACAGCCUGGACUCUGGACUCUUUGCCAGCGGCAGCAAUGCAACGCCCUCCUAUGGCGAACUGCUGGCGCCCAGCUUUCUGCAUCAGCCCAUUAGCCAGCACUAUGCCAGCACACAGUUGAACGCAUACAGCUCCUACCCAACGCCAACGACGCCAGCUGUGCCAGGCUUAGGCGCUGCCACGCCCACAGUGCAGUACAGUUCAUGCGCAGUGCCAUCGGUGCCGCCGUUUGGCAAUGCCACAACAACCGCCUCGAAUGCCACGCUAUAUCAACAGCCACAUGUAUUAGAAACAACCACCGCCGCCGGCGCAGCCACCAACAUCAGUCGAAUCAGCAGCAGCAUGUCGCUCAGCUCCAGCAAUUGUGCAGUUGGACUCUCGCGUCUUGUGAGCGUCAGCACAACAAAUGAUUUUAUUAUUGGUGGCAGUUCAUCGCGACUGUCGCAGAUUACAGAGCUGCUGCAGCAUAAUCGCAGCACUACCGCCGCCUUGGUCGCCGUCUCCGAGGGCUAUACGGUGCACAAUAACAACAACAACAACAACAAUAGCUCGUCUAGCAGCACGCAGGACAAUUCAAUUGAUACGCCACCCAUUGUGGAGGAGGCGCAGCGUAACAGCUGCUUGGGCUUUGAGGAGCUGCCACCACCGCCGCUGCCCAUUGUCGCUGUACAUAAUGCACCCAACAAGCAGCAGCCACUGCAGCUGCAGUCGCCGCCAACGCCGUCGACGCCAACACAAUCGAUGGGUGUGCUCACCAUUACCGCACGCCAGCCGCUGGACACGAAUCUGGGCAACGGUGGAUAAAUUCGGGAAUAGUUUUUAUAGCAAUUUUUACACAGCAGAAGACUUAAUUACGUUUAAGUAUCAAGCGUCGUAAUCAAAAAAACAAAAAACCUAAAUUAAACAAAAAGAAUAGACAUGUCUAAACGGCAGUUUGUUGAUUGUUUAGAACGUUGCUCGAAAAUACUUUUUAUGCAAAUUCUAACAACUUUGUAUUAACGCUUUGUUCUCGAACAAAAUCUCUGUAAUUAUUUCAAGUAAUCCCAAUGAAAUUUUAAAACAUUUUAACUGACGCAUGUGCAUUUCGCAAUGCUACUUUAUUUAUCGAUACCAUCGAUAUACAUUGCAGCAUCUACUACAGCUCACUUCAAAACUAUUUUUAAAGCAUAAAUUAUUAACAUUUUUUUUAACUAAUGUAAUACAAGUUACUUAUCGAUUUUAGAGCUUAGUAUCAACACUGCCCGUUUAGGCGCCUGCCCCUGUGUUAAAACUCCUACUGCGACGUCUACUCCCCCUCUUCCCCUCGCAUGUCGCAGUCUCUUUUUAAUGGCGCCAUUGAACACGCCACUGUAUAAAUCAGUUUAAUUGUUACAACUCUAAUUAGUAUUAGUUGAUAAGCUAAUAUUAUGUAAUUUAGUCACUUUGUUGCUACAAAAAAACAAUUG